Molecule: messenger RNA, 5464 nt
Organism: Mytilus californianus (California mussel)
Lineage: Eukaryota; Metazoa; Mollusca; Bivalvia; Mytilida; Mytilidae
Product: ATP-binding cassette sub-family G member 8-like
Exons: 11
Coding region: 118-2073 (651 amino acids)
Biological process (GO): cholesterol homeostasis
Cellular component (GO): plasma membrane
Molecular function (GO): ATP binding; ABC-type transporter activity; ATP hydrolysis activity
Source: RefSeq, a predicted model, not a curated record
GCCAGUGAAUUUCCUUCGAGUUGAUAGAUCGAUAUGUGACGUCACCAUCAGACAGGCUUCUCAAUGUAGAAGAAUGAAAGCAACACCGUAAUGGAGUCUACAACACAAUAAGAAACAAUGUCAUCACCAACAGAAGUUGUUUCCAGCAUAGAGGAGCCGCAAGAAAAGGCGCCAACUCAGACUGCCUAUACCUUGGAAACAAACAGACGUCUACAGAUAGACCUGAGCGUCGAUAAACUAUGCUACACAGUGAAUCCAAAGAAUUUAAACUUUUUCCAAAAAUUGUCCACUUUACAGAUGCCAUGGGAAGUAACGGAAUGUUCUGGUCCACAAAGAGUCUUAGACAAUGUAACAUUUACAGCCAAAUCUGGACAACUGCUGGCCAUUAUGGGAAGUUCAGGAAGUGGUAAGACCAGUUUAUUAGAUGUUUUGGCAGGACGCAUAACAGUUGGCGAGAUACUUGGGGAUGUCUUUUUGAACGGUGUUCAACAGAACAAUUCCAUGAUUCGAUCGUUCUCAGCAUACGUUAAACAGGACGAUAGACUAUUACCUCAUUUGACGAUAAAGGAAACACUUAUGUUUGUUGCAGAAUUAAAGCUGCCAACAACUUUUACGAGUAAAAAAAUAGAGGACAGGGUAGACAGUGUGAUAGCUGAACUCGGAUUAAGACAUGUAGCAAAUUCAAAAGUUGGAAAUGCUGAGAGCCGUGGUGUGUCUGGUGGUGAGAGACGUCGUGUCAGUAUUGGAAUACAGUUAUUGCUUGAUCCAAGCAUAAUUUUUCUCGAUGAACCAACUUCAGGUUUGGAUGCCUUUACAGCUCAUCAUCUGGUCGAAACUUUAUCAAAGAUGUCAAGAAAUAACAGAACAGUCAUUGUGUCUAUACAUCAACCAAGGUCUGACAUAUUUGAGCUGUUUGAUCGAGUGAUGAUUAUGACAAAAGGAAAUGUUGUUUAUAAUGGCGAAUCUGGAAAAAUGGUUGAUUAUUUUACAAAUCUUGGGUAUCCUUGUCCUCAUUUAACAAACCCUGGAGAUUAUUACAUUGAUUUGGUUACCUUGGAUACAUCAUCAGAAGAAACAGAAAAGUCCAGUCGACAAACAAUGGAAAAUCUGUUGCAGAGUUACACACAGAAGAGGUCCAUUGUGUCAGAACAGGAUUUAUCAGUUCACACAGAAGAAGAGGUUCCAAUGAUGGAUAUGUUGAACAUGAUUAAUAAGUUCAGUCAAUCUCCAGGGUAUUUUAGACAGUUUUCCGUGUUGUUCAGGCGAUGUACACGCAAUAUAUUAGAAGAUUACCUUAACCUGUCGGCACAGUUUAUCCAGGCGUUUGCCAUGUCUUUUGUUGUUGGUUUGGUUUAUUAUAAAUUGGCAUAUGGUCAGAGUAAUAUACGUGAUUGGUUUGGGUUAAUGUACAUCCUAGCGGCAUUAUACCCAUAUAUGGUCAUACUUGACGUUAUAGCCCAAUAUCACAAUGAAAGAAACUAUUUGUACUGUGAGCUUGAAGAUCAUCUGUAUGCUAUAGGUCCAUACUACUUUGCUAAGAUUUGUAGUGAGCUGCCAUUACAUACGUUCUACGUCAUAGUUUAUGUCAUACCAGCGUAUUUCUUAGCUGGACUUACUAAUGACGUUUCAGUGUUCUUUCAAGUGUUCGGGUUAUUAUACCUGAUGAUAUACUGUAGCAGAUCACUUGCUAUGCUGUCAUCGGCAAUAUUGCCUAACUUUCAACUUUCGUGCUUUUUUGCACAGACUUUCUUUUCAAUGUUUAUAAUGUCGGCGGGAUUUUUCAUCAACCUGGAUAAUAUAUUUUCAGGUUUACAAUGGGUGUCAAACAUUUCCUACUUAAAAUGGGGCUUUCAAGGUUUAGUGUAUGCUGAAAUCCCAAAACUAACUUUUGAAUGUAGUGUUAACGCUACAGUACCUUGCAUAGAAAAUGGUGAUCAGGCUAUUGUACUGUAUGCCUUGGAUGGCGGCUCUGUUCUGGAAUCUGUAUUAGCAAUCUUAGGAUCUAUAUUUGCAUAUUUGUUUUUAUAUUUCAUAUGUUUAAGGUUUAUUCCACAAAAGCCACAUCAAAUGUAAUGCCAAUCACAUUUUGUUAAUUAUUAUACAACGACAAAUUGAUUACAUAUCAAUUCUCAUAUUUAUUAGAACGGGUUUAUUUAUUAUUGACUGAAUGAUAUUGAUCACAUGUUUUUGGUCAUGACAAAUGAUUGAUAUUAUAUAUCGAUAGCAGAUUAUUUGUAUGAGGCUAGAGCGAGAAUCUUUUUGGUCACGCCUCAUGCAGGUAGACUGCCCUUUUCUCUCUGUGAGUGCCAUUCCUUUCCAUCUCUCAUCGAUUUUGUAAUUUUCUUUAUGUGGAAUUUACUGCUUUUACUUUUUAUGUUCUGCUGAAAAUGAUUACAAUAAGGUGGUUAAAACUCAUUGAAAAACAACAUUUGUGCAUUCCAGUAACGAAAAUUUCCGUUAAUCAAAGUCAGUUAUAUUGGAAGUUAACUCGAAUAGAUGAAAAUUUGUUAGCUCCUCAAACAUAUUUUUUAUAAUCUUAUAUAUAUGGACCUAUAAAGAAUAAUAAUUCCUCCCAUCACGAGGUAUUAUUUUUGUUAUCAACAUAAAAAUUAUCAACAUGUAUAAAUUUAAAUCAAGCAAAUUUGAUACCCACGAUUACUAACAUUCAAGCAGCAGUGGUAUUGAACAAGAGAAAAUCAAAUUGAAACAUGCAACAUUUGCUGUGUUCGCAGUUCUUUUCGUCAAGAUUACAGUCUGAAAGUUUGGAGUUUAAUGAAAGAUAUGAAAUGAUAAUUUGGUUCUCCUAAAAAAUUAUAAAAACACUUUAUAAUUUCCUUCGUCCGAAGCGCUUUUCUGGAUUUACCUUCUUCAGAAACACGCAAAAUCGAAUAGUUGAAAGCCAAGGAUCUACGAGAGCCAAAACAGUUGAAGAGCUAUAUUACCAAAACGUACCUAAAAAUAAUAACCAUAAACGUUUAAUUGUCGACAUGAAUUGUUCUAAUAUAGUGAUUUAUCGUGUUAUUUUAUUUCCUGUUCUUUUUGGGUAAUGUUCAAAUGUGUGCAAACAAGGCAUAUUCAAGAAAUUGUUGAAUUUCAAUGUUUGAACAAGCAUAACCAAUUGGAAAAGAUAAGUACAGCUUUAAUUUGAUCGAGGUUACUACUGAUAGACUGUAAAUUCCCGAUGGUAGCCUCCACACAGUAGUUAUUGUUUAAGCGUUGGCAUGAUUUAUUAUGAUCUUUAUAAUAAAUUCUCUAUUGGUAAAUAAUUUGUAUAUUAUAAAAGCUACGGUUGUAAAUCUCCCUUGCAAAACUAGUUUAAUAAAAAAAAUAAGAAGAUGUGGUAUGAUUGGCAAUGAGACAAAUAGCCAACAGAGUUCAAAUGAAGCUGAUUGAAGUUAAGUUUUGUUUAGGUUUUUCGUUUAUUGUUUCUUUCAUUUAUACAUUUCCCUGCGCUUCUAUAUAUCUUGGAUCCCCUUUAGGCUCUGAGUGUACCUGGUCGAUAGAAAUCGAGAUGUGCACGCUGCAAAAUCAGUACAAAGUCGUCAAAUUUUAUGUCAGCUCAUAUAUCUCCACCAAGGUUCAAAGAUUGAAGGAAGUUUUUUUAAAUGUUAUAACCCUUUACUGUAAAUUCCUGUUUUGCUAAAACUUUGGACGUCUGAGACUCUCUAUCAAUGAAAAAAUGUAUGCUUAAUUGUUGAUAUAUACUUGAUGAUGAUAUACAAAUAUGUACUAGUUAAUAUCGGAUGACAAAGGGCUUUCAUUAAUCUUUCCAUUUGGAAAAGAUAAACAAAUACGUUAAUGGCGUUUCAAUUUUUUAAAUCGAUGACAUUGUUGAUAUUGUUUUCAUGAAUCUGUCAGGGUAACAGUCAACUCGUGGUCAGUGUAUUUGCACAUGUGGGCUACGUCAGUUAUUAAAUAUUUGUACAAUUCAAUAAUGGUAGUUAAUUAUUUAUUUAGUGUUGGUCUAAUUGAAGAAUCAAUGUUAAUGACGUUCCAAGAUUUUGAAAUCGAAGACAUUGUUUUAAAAGAUAUCAUUGUUCGAUACCAACAUCAGAAUACUCAAUAAGAAUGCACGUCUUAUUAAUUUUUAUUAACUGUUAUUUAUCAUUAUUGUUUAAAAAUAAAUCAUGGAUAUUUUCUCAUUUCGUUGUUGAAUGAAACCUUUUGCAAUUGCCAAAAUAAAUCUGAUUAUUUAUUUUUUUAAAUCUGCAUUUCAAGUAGAAACAGACAAUGACAAUAUAAGUGCAACUGGUACAGCAUAUUAGAAUACUUAUUUAAUAGUUAGGUCUUUUGAUUAAACAAAUCACAAACAUGUUAUCGAGCAAAAUAUUUAUUUCUGUAAUAAACAGAGAACAUGGCUAUUUCUGUUGCGGAAUUUUUAUAUGGUUGGCAGUAAUUGAUUUCAAUACAGGAAUUUUAAGCAAUAAUACUAUAAUGCUUUACUGAAUCACAGGAAUGGGGGUAACUUCAAAUGUUUGUAUUGAAAGGCAGAAUCUUAAACAUAGGUGUCAAUGGGUUGGUGCUAUUUUUUGUUUAGGAAAGCAUUUUUAACGACCAUUAAAUGCCUGAACAGAAUAUAACUAGGUCUUAAGAUAAUAUCGAAAAUAAUUCUUUUCUUAACAUAUGUAGUCAGGAUGAGCAUUGGUACCGAUUUCUGUGAAAUCUACUUAACCAUGCCAUUUAAUGUAUUUGAGUUCUAUAAAAGUUGAUGACAUUUUUUUGGCAUCUGCAAUUUAAAAAAUUUAAGAAUACUCUUUUAAAAAAAGCUUAUUUCACGAUGUUUGAAUUGUAAGUUAAUUGCACUAGUAAAGACCAGGACAUACAGCACAGAAAACUAAAUAUGGAGCAAUACGAACCCAAUUAAAAGGCAGUUUACAGAGUUUGUCUGGCUAAAUAUAGGAUAGCUAUAGUUUUGAUUAUGUCGUAAAUGCAUCAUAUAUGACAAAUUAGUCAGCAUUAGUUGUAUACCUGCUACUGUUUCAGUCCAACUUUAUAAUCGAUUUCACCUGUUCUUUGUGGUGAGACGUUGCUUAAGUUUAUAUUUGGAAUAGAAUUCUUCAAAAGGUACAGAGAUAUUUACUGUUUCUGUUGACAUCUGAUAUAGAUGUUAGGUUUCAAAUGUGCCAGCAUGCCCUUUUGGUAUAAUGAGUUUGGUGUAACUUAAGACCUAUUCAAUUUCAUACAGACUCAAAUAAGUGAUAACUGGGCUAUUGAUGGAAUAAUUUUCUAACUAACACAUGUUUCGGAUAUUGAAAAUUGCACCUUCUACACCAGGUUUCACUUACUAUUAAACAGGACAUUUACCCUGACUAGAAGUGGCGAUAGUGUUUGCUGAUUCUCCAAUUUUUGCUAUUGUUGAUCAUUAUUUUGUUGUUGAUUUAUUUGUUGUCUUGUUAUGAAAAAGAAUUCAAAGUAUUGUUACAAGGAAGUUGUAGAACAUUUAUUAUUAAAAUGUUAUUUGUUG